AUGAGUGUUGGAAAGAGCACUACAUUGAAUGCGAUGUUUCGGGGGACUUACAGCCCGGGCGAACACUUUGAAAAGCUAGAGUCAACCAUCAUCGAUGUUCCUUUCAAAAACUUUGGAGGGAAGAUUCGUGAUGACACAGACUUGUUCGUGUGCGAUGUUCCUGGGCUUGACGAAAGCUCCAAGGUGGAAGCUUAUGUCCGCGAGCAUUGGGCAUCAUACGAUCUUGUCAUCUCUGUUUUGGACGUGACUGUUCCCGCUGAAAAGCCCGAGAAUCGAAAGCUCUUGGAGUUGAUCAAAGAGCUUUCCAAUGAGAAGGGAGACAUUCCUGAGAAGGAAGACAUUCCUGUGAAGCGAGACAUUCCUCACUUUAGCCUGCUCAACAAAGUCGAUGAGCCCAAAAACAGGGGAACGCAAGAGAGCUUGGCCCACAUGUUCUACGCAACACGCAAUAAGGAUAUCAAAGAAUUCGAAAACUGCCCAAUGGACUUGAUUGACCAGGUGGGCCAAGACCCCUGCAUGGGCAGGCGGGAGUGGAGAAAUCAAUCGACGGAACAAAAGUACAAGAAAGUGUACGACCACUUUACUAUCGCUGACGUGACGACAGCGGAAGAGCGCCUCAAAGAGACCAACUUUGAGACAUUCCUCGAAUCGUUCAAACAGGUUGUGUUUGGGGUUGACAAUCAACGGCAACUGAUCCAAACGAAACUUGAGUUCAACCUUAGGCACCUUGGAGACGAGUCCAAGGGCCUGGGUGGUCUCAUCGAGAAUCACCAGAAACUCUAUGAACAGCUCCAAGCACUCGGAGUGCCCACUGAUUCUCUCCCUGAUGCAGUUUGGAAAUCAUAUGAUAUUGGUUGGACAUCGGAGAAGGAAAAAGCCGUCGAAAAGCUCAACGAGUUGAUCCGCCACCAGAUAAAUCUGGUUGUGGAAAAGGCAAGUGGGCAGGUCAAGAAAUUUGGGGGCUCGAGCAGUCAAGCUGCACAAAUUGCCCACAUAGACGAAGCCCCCGUGGACUUCAAGAAUAUGACUUGGCUCGAAUGGGACCUGGUGCUUCAGGACCUGGGCAUGGCCCUUGCAGAUCUGAAGAGCGAGUUUUGUCGCGAACUCCAGUGUAUUGACCGCCUUCGCAGCAGCGUCAAGGACCAAAUGUUCAAUGAUCCCUCUGUGCAUGCAGCCACGGCAGUGCAAGUGUCCUCGAAGGGUGUGCUCGAGCCCAUUGACCAAACUGCAUACGAUAAGUUCAGCCGGUUGCCUGUGACAACAAGCUUGGAGGAUCCACAGAGCUGGGCGUAUUUGGUUUGUGAGUACUGCAGAUUUCUCAAGGAGUGUAGCAAGUGUGAUGGACCGGAUGCUCCCAUGCAGGAUGCUACCAACAUGGAGAUGGUGACUGACAACCCAACAUUGGAUCGCUCGGUUGAAGAUCCAGCCACCUUGGCUCCUUCUGACGCUGAUUGCGACGGUGAAAGGCCCGUAAGCAAGAAGCAGAAAGUAGCCCACGAAGAACACGACAACGACAACAUUUCAGUCGAGGGAGUGACCACAAAGGAGUGUGUUGGGACGACGGUGGCCCCAAAGAUUGAUGUGAAUGCUUCGGCUCUCUACGAUGAUAAGGCUCGUGCUGAGACAAGCCCCACGUCUGUCCUUGAUGACAAGACCUGA
Molecule: messenger RNA, 1659 nt
Organism: Seminavis robusta
Lineage: Eukaryota; Bacillariophyta; Bacillariophyceae; Naviculales; Naviculaceae
Source: the annotation of a GenBank genome assembly